This is a messenger RNA of Mizuhopecten yessoensis (Yesso scallop), 4490 nucleotides long. Its product is annotated as zinc finger protein Gfi-1-like. The record is from RefSeq and is a predicted model, not a curated record. Gene Ontology annotation, molecular function: RNA polymerase II cis-regulatory region sequence-specific DNA binding; protein binding; DNA-binding transcription factor activity, RNA polymerase II-specific. The coding region runs from base 146 to 2578 and encodes 810 amino acids. Gene Ontology annotation, biological process: regulation of transcription by RNA polymerase II; rDNA heterochromatin formation. NCBI's taxonomy places the organism in Eukaryota, Metazoa, Mollusca, Bivalvia, Pectinida, Pectinidae. Gene Ontology annotation, cellular component: heterochromatin; nucleus. The transcript is spliced from 5 exons.
UGCGCAAUACACGAGUCCAUGGCCGGGGAACAAUGAACGAAACUGACCAGAAGCAGGAAGAUUGAGCGUAUUUCCACAGAAAUUCUGCAUGAAACAGCAUUUACUGAAACUUAAAGAUUAUCAACAGUGAAGAAAAGAAAUCAAGAUGAAUUACCAGAAGGUCUACAUGAACCAGAUCCAUUCCAGCUCACUUCUGUGUCAGCUGUCUGCGAUGUGGAAAAACCAGUUACUAUGUGACGCCAUCAUCAAGACGGGACAAGUCAUUACAAAAGCCCACCGAGUUGUGCUGGUGGCAGCUUGUCCCAUGCUUCAGUCCAUGGAAAAUGCAGCGGCAGGUUCACAUCUAGAAGUUCGUCUAGCAGCCGACAUCAAACAAGAAUCAGUCAACACAUUCCUACAGUAUUUAUACGAGGGCUUCAUGAUGUUAACAGAAGAAAAUGUCCGUGAUGUUGAGAAGGUAGCCAGACUUUUACAGGUAGACAGUGUUAUCAAAUGUGUUGCUGACUUUUACAAAUGUAUGCAUACCAAAACAGGUAUAGCGUUUCCUGGUACUCAAUACAAAUACAACUUUAAUGAUCUGAUAGAAUUCCGUCAUGUCCGUGUCACAGAACUGCAGAAAACUGUCCAUGAUGGAGCGGGGAAGCGAUCAUCAGAUUUCCAUCGGCCUGGAAGUCCAGGAAGUAAGCGACCAAGGCUGCACAGAGGGGGAAGUCCGUCAGAUGUUACCGUGAUAGGGUCGGACAAAGCUGAUGAUACAGCAAGUAUGUCCCAUAGUUACAUGUCUGGAGCUCCAGAUCCGUGGGACAGGGUCCCGAAACUGGGGUCAGGCAUGAGUCGUCAGGGUGCUACUGGGAGGAACUCCCAGCCGGGUGUGAUAGAAAUUAUUGAAGAAAGUAUUGAACUUGUACAGACUGAGCCUCCAGAAAAAGAUUCUGGGCAACCAUCAUCAUCCCGUUCAUCACAGAAGCCAUCAUCAUCCAUAUCUAUUGCUGUAGCUAGUCAUUAUAACACUGACCCAGAUUUAAGUAUUGUGAAUGUUUCUGAGAAACCCUUGUCAGCGACACAACCGCCUGGGCCAAGUAGUUCAUCUUCUACACCUCAGCAUGGUUCAAUUACAGUCAGUCCUCUAACAGUAUUCCAGGAUUCACAACACACGUUAUCAUCGCCAUCUUCAUCCUCAUCCUCACGAGACAUGCCAGCACUUGCCGCCUCAUCUUCAUCAACAGACCGACAAACCUCAUUCAGACAGGAACAACCAUUCUCAGGAUUUUCACAAAGACCAGAAUCAGAAAAUGUGUUUUCACCAUCAAAACAGCACCAGCAGCAGCCACGUACCUCAGACAGUCACAUGAGCAGUACACCUCAACGUAUGCCAUUCCCAGUGUCCAUUGCACCAUCCGCAAGUCUAGGAAAACCAUUUGCAGCAGGAAGUGCCAUGCAAGCAAUGGUGACCAGUUCUCCCAUAACCGUUUCUCAUAACUCACCUGUCCCAAGCAAACCAAGGCCAACACCACCACCUCCACUGUCCAUGGGUGUACCAGAUUCCAGUUCCUUACCCAUGGAUGCUGGCCAGAGUGGAGAUGAAAGCAGAGGGAAAAGCACAAAAGUUGAAGUUGCUGAUUCCAUGCAAGAAAGUACAGCUGACUUAACUCCUGACUUAAGUAUAGUCAAGGUAGAGGCAGCAUUGGGUGACGGAGAAACGGGAGGACUGGACAUGCACGUUGAUAUGGCGGAACAAAGCAUACUGCAAAUGCAAGCUGGUACAUCACACCACGAAGAAUUUGAAGAACCAAGUGAUGCAGAAAUCGAGGAAUGGGCGAGAGAAGAAAUGUCGAAUGAGGGUGCUAAUAUGAGCGGAGAUCCCAAUAGCUCCUGGUACAUGGGGUCUUACAAAGGUAUUCAGUUAAACACCAGAACAAUGGUUGAUGCUGGAGGUGCUUGUACAAUGUCCUUAGUGGAUAAGUCACGAAAGCCGCACAAGUCGAUGGUGGAAACGACGGUUCCCGAAUCUUCUGGUAGUGCCUUCAACCAGAGGUGGAUGUCCUCGGAAGCUCCAGAUAAAACAACCCACCAUUAUCCCAAAUCCAAUACAACAUACCAAUACCAUAUGUCUGAAAUGAUGACAGACAUUUUGGACAAGACAAUGUAUACUUGUACAGUAUGUGGUAUUGUUUACUCCACCCAGCCAGAUCUCGAGUCUCACGAGAGAACACACUGUCAGGGUCCCAAGAAAUAUAUGUGUGUGGUCUGUCAUUGCGAGUCUGAUUCCAAGGAGAACUUACGAAGCCAUAUGGAGACAAACCAUGGUCAUGAAUACAAAUUCUUCUGUUUUGAGUGUGGUAGAGCAUUCAAGUCCUACCCUAGCCUCAACAACCACGAUCGUUUGUUUCAUAGAUCUGAUGCAGUCUGUCCAGUGUGUGAUAUCUGUGGCAAAAUAUUUCCUUUUGAAAGCAAACUGCAGGCUCACAUGAAGAAACACUCCCAAGAUCGGCCAUUUGUGUGCCCUGUGUGUGGAAAAGCUUACAAACACCAGCAGAAUCUGAAGGACCACAUCACGAUCUGUCCUGUACCUUUAUAACUGUCUAAUGGUCAGCAUGCUGUCCAGCCUGUGACCUUCGCCAAGGAAGGACCACAUCACGAUCUGUCCUAUACCUUUAUAACUGUCUAAUGGUCAACAUGCUGUCUAGCCUGUGACCUUCACCAAGGAAGGACCACAUCACGAUCUGUCCUGUACCUUUAUAACUGUCUAAUGGUCAGCAUGCUGUCUAGCCUGUGACCCUCACCUAGGAAGGACCACAUCACGAUCUGUCCUAUACCUUUAUAACUGUUAAAUGGUCAACAUGCUAUCUAGCCUGUGACCCUCACCAAAGAAGGACCACAUCACGAUCUGUCCUAUACCUUUACAACUGUCGAAUGGUCAACAUGCUGUCUAGCCUGUGACCUUCACCAAGGUCCUUUACUGACUAUAUAUUUAAGUUGUGAAGUAGAAUCAAUGAUGGUAAAGUUGGGUCUUAUAUUGGUUUUAAGUCAAACAACCCAGGCUCCGAGGCUCCUCCAUCUUGAUCUGCUGUAACUAGAACUUAUGCUGACCCUUCACUUAUUUUACUGUCUGUACACUCUUGUAUCUAGUAAGUUUGAAACCGCAUUCUGAAAAAUCCAAAGGUACAGUCUAAAGGCCCUGCUCAUGGACAACAAUGAUAAAAAAAUGACCCUUUUGGAAAAAUAUUAAGCAAGAAAUGAUUUGACCAAUUUGGAAAAAAAUAAAGACAAAUGAUUUAAUUUUGAGUAUUAACAUAUUUACCCCUGAAUUUUCAUAAUGAACUAUUCCAACCCUUGAAUUGGAAGAGUUCAAAUGUGUCUUCGGGGUGAACGAGUUAAUACGGAGGUACUGCUGACGUGUUUAUAUUUGUAGAUAGUUUUCUAUGAGUUGUUAUAUAAAGUUGAUUUGUUGUGUUAUAUAAAGUUGUUCGAUGUGAAAUAAAUGAUGAUACUUGAAAGUUGAUCUCUUGUUUAUCUGUGGUAUUCAGUUAAACAUGAGAACAAUGGCUCAGAUGCAUGUACAUAUCUUUUGGGAUAAAUAGCUACAUUCAAAUGCCGUCGACUUGUAACUCUCAUGUCAGAGUUUGGUUAUUUGUAGUAACAUCAAUCUCUUUUUCUAAAGUAUUUUUGGUACAAAAUCUCGGCCAACAAUUAUUUAAUUAAGGCUACAUGAAGUGCCAAAACAUCACUUGAAAAAAAGUGAAUAAAUAAAUAAUACAACAUUUGGAAGUGAAAUGAUAAUGUUUCCUAGACAAUCCUUGUUAUGACUGCUGACUUGAGAAUAACCAGUAUAGCCCAAGUUGUCCACGUUGUUUACCAAGUUGCUAGGGAGUGCAUUCAACCAGAUGUGGCUGUCCUCAGAAGUACCAAACAAAACAACCCUGCUUUACCUAAAAUCUUAUACAGUGGGUACGAUGAUAUACCAUCAUGUGUUGGACAGACAAUGUAUAUAUUGACAUAUUGCAAGGUGGAAUCGGUGAUGAUGAAGCCAGUUCGAUAAUUGACCUUUAUUCCAACCAACCUGACUCAUCUGUGUUGAUCCUUGUGUCCUUGUUAGCUAGAAUAACGGGCAUGUUGCUAUCACAACAAAUACUAGCUGUUUAUUGACUGGUUUUCUGUCAUUACAGUGUUCUCAUUAGUGCUGAUCGAGUUAUUUACCGAGAUGAAUGAUCUUUUGUGUCACAUUCUGAUUAUUUUCUUCGGUUUCCUGUAUUCUAGAAUGACUUUGUCAAGAUUCACUUGAAUUGCAUUUCAAUACAAUAUACUGAAGUAAUAUUCUUGUUAUGCUACCUCAAGUAACGUUUAAGGAUUACUUAGUCUUUGUCUUCACAAGCGCUGGAUUUUUACAGAAACGAUAGUUCGCUGAGAAUGUGCAUGAGUUAAAUACAUACCAAGGUUUAUAGGUCAGAUAGCCUUAUUUAGCUGUGAUUGGUCCAUUUCUGAUGCUAUUU